Molecule: messenger RNA, 2301 nt
Organism: Funneliformis geosporum
Lineage: Eukaryota; Fungi; Glomeromycota; Glomeromycetes; Glomerales; Glomeraceae
Source: the annotation of a GenBank genome assembly
AUGAAUUCAAAAAAGUCAUCCAAACCGUUUGGAUUUGGGUUUUCACAUUCUGGAUCUGCAAAUAAAUCCAAAUCGAUUCUUGAAUCCGACGACCAACAGCGACAAAAACCACCUUCUCUUGAUUACUUUUCCGACGAAGAUAUACAACCUAAAAAGAGAAAAUUGAUUAAACUUGACGAUCCUUUAGAAGAACAGUUAACUUCUUCGAGUAAUAAAUUGGAUGAUUAUGAUUUGAACAAGGAUUAUGUUGGAAAUCUGGAGGACGAUAUUCCACCACCUCCUCGAACUUCAACAGGAAUUCAAGGUUUCGUGCCCCAGGGAUAUAAUGUUGAUAAAGAGGUUCAAAGCAGUCGAAAUAUUAAGUCUGAGGUUCAAGUAAAUGCGAUGGAGGAAAAUGAUCCAUUAGACGCUUUCAUGUUGGAUAUCGAUAAUCAAGUUCAGAAAGAAAGUCUCAUUAAAUCUCAACAAGAAAAAUUUAGGCGCGAUGACAUUGAAGAUGAAGAUUUUGUAGAGAGUUAUGUUAAUCAUAUGAAAAAGAAAGGCAUUGAGGUUGGAAAAAGCCAACGUCCAAUCGAAAAAGAUGAGAAUGCUAAUUCAGACGAAGAGGUCUAUGCUACUGCCCGAGCUAUUGACGCGCAACUCGAAUAUGAUUCUGACGACAAUCCAGUUAUAGAACAAAAGCGUAAAGAUGUAGAGCCACUCCCAGCUGUUGAUCAUUCUCAAAUUGAUUAUCCUGAAAUUGGAAAAUUUUUUUAUGAAGAACAUUCCGAUAUUGCCAAUUUGCCUAAAGAACGUGUCGAACUAAUUCGAAAAGAACUUGAUAUGCAUGUUUCGGGUGCUGAUGUUUCAAAACCUUGCAUUUCAUUUGCUCAUUUUGGAUUUGAUGAUGCGUUAUUAGAUGUUAUUAUUAAACUUGGAUAUUCGGACCCUACUGGGAUUCAAAAACAGGCGGUCCCCGUCGCUUUAUCAGGUCGAGAUAUUAUAGGCAUUGCGAAAACAGGUUCCGGUAAAACUGCAGCUUUUAUAUGGCCGAUGUUAAUACAUAUAAUGGAUCAGGAGGAACUGUCUAAAGGUGAAGGCCCUAUCGGAUUGAUAUUAGCACCUACAAGAGAGCUUGCCAGUCAGAUAUAUAUUGAAGCUAAAAAAUUUGCAAAGGCUUAUGGUCUGAGAGUUGCAGCAGUUUAUGGAGGUGCUUCGAAAAUGGAUCAAUUUAAAGAACUGAAACCUGGUGGAAUUGAAAUUUUAGGUAGACUUAUCGAUAUGGUGAAAAUGAAAGCGACAAAUUUUCGACGCGUUAGUUUCUUAGUCCUUGAUGAAGCCGACCAGCCUCAAGUGCGAUCUAUUUGCGACAAUAUUAGACCAGAUAGGCAAACAUUGUUAUUUAGUGCCACAUUUCCUAAAAAAGUAGAGACCUUAGCUCGAGAAGUGACAACAGAACCCGUGAGAAUUUCAAUUGGAUACGUUGGACAAGCAAAUACUGAUAUAACUCAAAUUAUCGAAGUUUUAACUGAUGAUGGAUAUAAAUGGGAUUGGUUAAUUACACGUUUAGCUUCGUUUUGUGUUGAGGGGAGCGUACUCAUUUUUGUUAGUAGGAAAGGUGGUGUCGAUGAAUUAACCUUAAAUUUGCAACAAUCAGGAUUCGAUUGUGGCGCAUUGCAUGGUGAUAUGAUGCAAGCUGACCGUGACAAAGUGUUGAGAGACUUCAAAAAUAACAAAUUUCCUAUCAUGGUAGCUACCGACGUAGCUGCAAGGGGUCUUGACAUAAAGGCCGUUAAGACUGUAGUAAAUUACGACAUCGCAAGGGAUAUUGAUUCGCAUGUACAUCGUAUUGGUAGAACCGGUAGAGCUGGUGAGAAGGGUACAGCAUAUACACUCAUUACCAAGAAGGAAGAUAAAUUUGCAGGAGAUUUAGUAAGAAAUUUAGAAUCUUCUGGUCAAAUUGUUCCAAGCUUGUUAAUGGAUCUGGCGAUGCAGAACGCAAGGUUCAGAAAGUCGAGACAAUUGAUUCGAGGAGGACGUCGUGGAUCUGCAGGAUCAAGUUCGAACGCCAUUCCACUAGGAAGUGGAAGAGCCGGAAUUGGAUCAGUAGGUUCACAGAUACCUCCACCACCACAACUUAACACCAGUAGUAAUAGAUCAGGUCGUAAUAACGCAGGUGGUUACCAAUCGAAAUUUCAUGUGAAUUUUCAAAAAGCUUCUUCAUCUGAAUCCGAGUUAGGGUUAUUACGUUCUAGUAACACAAGUUCCUCAUCAACAACUUCACCUAGCGGACAUCAACGUAAAAAACGUUGGGAUUCAUAA